AUGUCUGAAAGACCAAUUAAUAUUAGUGAAAAGAUGUAUUUACUAACAAGUGCAAUAAUUUGUAGAGCUUCAAUUGGGAGGACUUGCAAGGAUCAAGAAUCUGUGAUUAUGUUAAUGAAACAAGUUGCAUCUUUUGCUGGAGUUUUUAAUGUUGUAGAUUUGUUCCCCUCCUUGAAGAUUCUUCAUUUUAUUAGUGGGACAAACAGAAAAUUACUUCAAUUGCAUCGUCAAGUCGAUCCUGUUCUCGAAAGAAUCAUCAAUGAACAUGAAACAGAGCAAUUAGCAACAGAACAUAUAGGAGAAGAUCUGGUGGACGUUCUUCUGAGACUUCAAAACAACAACGAAUUUCAGAUUCCUAUCACAAGAAAUAAUAUCAAAGCCAUAAUACUGGACAUGUUUGUGGCUGGAAGUGCAACAUCAUCAACAGUAUUAGAGUGGGUAAUGUCAGAACUGUUGAAGAAUCCAAGCAUGAUGGAAAAAGCACAAGCUGAAGUUAGAGAAGCCUUCAAUGGAAAGACAACAAUUGAUCAAACAGAUCUUAAAAAACUAAAAUACCUCAAAAUGGUUAUUAAAGAAACCCUAAGAUUUCACCCUCCAGGACCCUUAUCAAUUCCAAGAGAAUCCAGACAACAAUGCCACAUUAAUGGAUACACUAUACCAAAUAAAACAAUAGGUAUUGUGAAUAUGUGGGCACUUGGGAGGGAUUCAGAAUAUUGGGAAGAAGCUGAGAAAUUUGAGCCAGAGAGAUUCAAUGAAAGUCCACUUGAUGUUAGUGGAAAUCAUUUUCAAUUCAUACCAUUUGGAGCUGGUAGAAGAAUUUGUCCAGGCAUAAACUUUAGUAUGACAAGCAUGGAGUUAUGUCUAGCUCAGUUACUUUGCCAUUUUGAUUGGAAACUUGUGAAUGGAGUUAGUCCUCAACAACUGGAUAUGACUGUCAACUUUGGUAAUGUUGCAUCAAGGAAAAACAGUUUGUACUUGCUUGCUUCUCCAUUUCUUAAACAAGAUGCACGUUGA
Messenger RNA from Solanum verrucosum, 1014 nucleotides. RefSeq names its product premnaspirodiene oxygenase-like. The record is from RefSeq and is a predicted model, not a curated record. Bases 1 to 1014 code for a protein of 337 amino acids. Gene Ontology annotation, molecular function: monooxygenase activity; heme binding; iron ion binding. The transcript is spliced from 3 exons. Lineage: Eukaryota; Viridiplantae; Streptophyta; Magnoliopsida; Solanales; Solanaceae.